AUGCACGCGACGCGGUCAUGGGACGCGCACGAGCAGGCGGAAGGCCCCUCGCCGCUCAAGAUGCUCCGCGGCUACCUGCUCCGCCUGCGCCACGCCGGGCCGCCGCCCUCGCGCCUUGACCCGUACCGGCGAGGGUGUGCGCGCGGGGGGGUGGCGGGCGGAAUGUGGGGGACGGUGAGGGGAGAGGGAGGCGGAGGGGCCGGGGAAGACGGGAGAGAGGGGGAGGCGUGGGGAGAGGACGUUGUGGGGCUGCCCGGUGAGGCGGACAGCCCUGCCGCGCUGGACGUGCGGGCGAUGCACUUCAGAUGCCAUGCUGCACGCACUCAGUCGCUCACGGCUCCUGCGCUCCCCUUCCCCUCGCGUGUGUGGCGUGCCCACUGCGUUGCAUGCAGGCCCGUGGCGGACAGCCCUGCAGCGCUGGGCGUGCGCGCGCUGUACCGCAAGAUGGUGUGCUCUCAGCGCGGAGGCUCGUGCUUCGAGUCCAACGUGCUGUUCGCCUGGGUGCUCCGUCACCACCUCGCCUGCCAGGUCGACCUCCUCCCCGCCCUCGCCUGCCUCUCGCCACACUCGCCCCCGCGCCACCACUCCCCUGCCUCCUCCCGUCGCUCCUCUCGGCCACCACCUGCACCCGCUGCUACCUUCAAUGCUGCCUCGCCAGCAGCGGCGCCAUCUCCGGAUCAUGCGGCUGCAUGCGUGACUCGCCUCUCAUCUCCUGCUGACUCAGCGCAGCAGCCUGUCCAGUCAGCUAGUGCAGCUGCCUCAUCAGCAAGCGCAGAGCUGCCAGAUCAUAUGUGUCUGCUCGUGCACAUCAACGGCAUGGCAUGGCUCGCUGACGUCAGCACGCCCUGCUGCCCCAGCAGCCUUCUUCCCCACCCCAUGUUCUUGGAACCACUGCUCUUCCAACCCGGCAUCCACCAGCACCAGGACGCGGGGGUGUACCGCAUAUCCCCAUGCCCCCCGCCCCACCCGCCCGCACCUGCCAGUGCAGCCCCUUGGGUGCGUGGAAGAGGUGCGGGGGCUCUCGGUGUGGCGCCUGCAUGCGCAGCAGACGGCUGGGAGAAGGCAGUAGCAGCAGUAGCAGCAGCGGACAGGGGCAGGGAGGGAUGGAGGGCAGUAGAAAGAGGCGUGCACGGGUGGGCAGUGGAGCACGUAGAGGCAGGAAUGGAUGGGCGCAUGGCUGAGAGGAGUGCUGGCGUGGAGGCAGAUUCAGAUUCAGACCCCGAUGAUGAUGAUGAUGACUUCUACACGGAGGGUGUGCGUGGCGAGGGGACAGCGUGCCCACCGGGGCUCACGCAUGCUGCAGGUGGACAGGCGGCAGCAGCAGCAGCAGCGGUGAGGGCAGACGAGCAGUGGUAUGUGGUGGAGAGGCUGUGCCGAGUGGGGCCCAGUGAAGCAGGCGGGAGAUGGGCAGGAGCAGAUGGCAAGCAGGCAGCAUGGGGGGAGGCCGCUUGUGAGGAGGAGGCGCAGUGGCAGCCGCUGUAUCGCUUCUCCUCGUGGCCGCGUGACGCCCCUCACUUCCUCCAG
Messenger RNA from Closterium sp. Naga37s-1, 1524 nucleotides. NCBI's taxonomy places the organism in Eukaryota, Viridiplantae, Streptophyta, Zygnematophyceae, Desmidiales, Closteriaceae. The record is from the annotation of a GenBank genome assembly.